CUUUUCUGGCCAAAGUUUCGUUGUUUUGCAGCGGCUGCUUCUCCUCCAUUGCAGGUAAAGAUGACAACUCCAGCAGUGAAGACCGGUUUGUUCGUUGGAUUGAACAAAGGACAUGUCGUCACUAGACGUGAGCUAGCUCCUCUUCCUAAUUCUCGUAAAGGGAAAACGAGCAAGAGGACAUUGUUCAUCAGAUCUCUGAUCAGGGAAGUAGCUGGGUUUGCUCCUUAUGAGAAGAGAAUCACUGAGCUUCUUAAGGUUGGCAAGGACAAGCGUGCUCUUAAGGUUGCUAAGAGGAAGUUGGGUACCCACAAGAGAGCCAAGAGGAAGAGAGAGGAGAUGUCUGGUGUUCUCCGUAAGAUGAGGUCUGGUGGUGGUGGUGUUACUGAGAAGAAGAAGUAAACAUCUUAGUCUUGUCUGUUAUGGGAUAUUUGUUUCUUUUGGAACUCAAGUUUUGGCUUCUGUAUGCCCAAAAAGCGUUUAUGUGUUGUGCUUUGUUAGGGAUGUGGAUUAAUCUUGUUUCACUCUGUUCCGUUUUUAUGAUGAAGCUUAUUAAACUUACUAUUACGUUUAUGCAAA
Capsella rubella is the source of this 576-nucleotide messenger RNA. RefSeq names its product 60S ribosomal protein L36-2. Gene Ontology annotation, molecular function: structural constituent of ribosome. Lineage: Eukaryota; Viridiplantae; Streptophyta; Magnoliopsida; Brassicales; Brassicaceae. Gene Ontology annotation, cellular component: ribosome; cytosolic large ribosomal subunit. The transcript has 4 exons. The record is from RefSeq and is a predicted model, not a curated record. Gene Ontology annotation, biological process: cytoplasmic translation. The coding region runs from base 61 to 399 and encodes 112 amino acids.